Messenger RNA from Zingiber officinale, 6901 nucleotides. Its product is annotated as helicase and polymerase-containing protein TEBICHI-like. Lineage: Eukaryota; Viridiplantae; Streptophyta; Magnoliopsida; Zingiberales; Zingiberaceae. Gene Ontology annotation, molecular function: ATP binding; DNA binding; DNA-directed DNA polymerase activity. Gene Ontology annotation, biological process: DNA-templated DNA replication; double-strand break repair. The coding region runs from base 154 to 6531 and encodes 2125 amino acids. The transcript has 27 exons. The record is from RefSeq and is a predicted model, not a curated record.
AGAGAAAACGACAGCCCCGAAAGGCCGAAACUCCAAACUUGGCGCUUGGUUUCUCUCGUUCAAAAAAACAGCGCUGUGGCUGCCGAUGCCGACGAUUGUCGUCGUUGAUUAAAAGCUAGUCUUCCCGUCUCUCUAUCUCGAGCGGCUUCGGCGAUGUCUGCAGAACCAUCUCGAGCUCGCAUUGAUCAGUUCUUUACUUCGAGGAAGCGGAAAAACCUGCUGCCAAAGAAUGAAAAUUCAGAUAAAGAAUCCAGAAGUCCGGCUGUUGGAUCUCCAAGCGGCAAGAGCACCCUGGAUGGGUUCCUGUCGAAGUCCCCUAAGGGCACAGCACUCGCCUCCAUAUGUGAAGCUGACGAUUCUUCGCCAAGGCAUGAACUUGUAAAGAGGAAUCUGACCUCCGAGACUGGUUCGGGUUCUGAUGCUUCUCGCAAGUUGGCCUUCAAUUCUUGUGCAGGAAAUGGCUGUGCUAAAGAAAAUAGACCCAGGGAUCAUCUGGAUUCCGCGCAAUGUCUUUCCAUUGCAGUGGUCACUGAGAGAGAAAAAGAUUCUUCAGAGGCCGUACCGUCUCAUGAAACUCCCAGCGAAGGGAAUUUGGAACUCAAAAAAUUUGCUGCAGAUUUUCUAUCUUUAUACUGCAGUGAUGUACAAUCAGCUGUAAGCUUGCCUUCGGAACCAGAGCAGAAGGGCCAAAAGAGGAAUGUUAGCCCAUCUUAUCUAGCCGCUUGCAGCAAGGUGUUAACUAAAAGGCAAUGCCCCUUAGAGGCUUCUCAUAAUUCUCCCGAACCACCCACCUGUAGAUCACAAGCAAUUGCUGAGAAUGAGGAAGUCAAGGAGGUCAAACUUAAGAUUUCGGGGGGUAAGAAGCUCAAUAGUGAAAUUAAUGUGGGUGUAAGCUUGAGAAGAUGCAGUGCUACUCCAAUUGCUAGCAACACAAAUGUGAGACACUGCAGAGAGGGUAGGCCAUGUAAUACCGAAGGUCCCUCUGGCACGCCCAAAUCUGCUGUCCGAAACUCAAUGUUCUCGCCAGGGGAAGAGUUUUGGUGUGAAGCAAUUCAAGUAGCAGAUUGUCUUCUUCCAGCCGUUACUAAACCUAGCAACCUACCUUGUUCUAGAAAUGAAAUAUCCGAUAACAAAUUGGUAGCAGAUGGAUCAUCUUUCAUGGUUCCACAAAAUAAAAAUGUUUUGAAUGGUAUCGGAGAAAUGACAUCAAAGAAUUGUUCAAAGACUUUUGAGAAAAUAUUACCAGAAAAUAUAACGGCACUGAGACUUAAUCAAACUAAUAGUGUAUCUCCAUUGCCUGUAAAGCAUUUCGACUUCUCUCAUGAGGACGGCUUGCAACAGUGUGUUGCCGAGAAAACUAAAGUUUCUAUUAUUUUCAGUAUUCAGGCAGCAAAUGAUAAUGGUGUAAACCAUGAAUUUCUUCAUCAUUCACCAGACCCUGAGCAAGAGAAAGACAUCUCAAGUGUUCCUAAUGGUUCAUCAUAUGCAAAUGAAAAUUCCUGUCAAACUGGGGCAGAUUGUAAUUUGGCUGUUUCCAAAGGAAAAUGUGUUUCAUCUACUCAUGAUAAUAGUUCUCCUUCAGGGAAUGCUCAUGAUUCAUCUAAAAAAGAGGAAACGAAUCAGAAAGUAUCAGUAUCUGAUGGCAAUCAUAAGGGGUCUGGUACUCCAUCCAGUUUUAUGCUUCCAAAGUACAGCCUACAGUUACACAGUUGGCUUCCUUCAGAAGUUUGCAGCAUCUAUAUGAAGAAAAGCAUCUCAAAGCUUUAUCCUUGGCAGGUGGAAUGUCUGCUUGUUGACGGUGUUCUAGAGGGAAGAAAUCUUGUUUAUUGUGCAACUACAAGUUCUGGCAAGAGUUUUGUAGCUGAAAUUUUGAUGCUAAGACAAGUUUUGUCUUCCGGGAAAAUGGCUCUUCUUGUUCUUCCAUAUGUAUCACUUUGUGCUGAAAAGGCCGAACACUUGGAGUUGCUUCUCGAGCCGUUUGGUAAGCAUGUUCGUAGUUUCUAUGGAAAUCAGGGUGGUGGAGCACUUCCUAAAGAUACUUCUGUAGCUGUAUGCACCAUUGAGAAGGCAAACUCUUUAAUUAAUCGCUUGUUAGAGGAAAGUCGUCUUUCUGAACUUGGAAUUAUUGUGAUAGAUGAACUUCAUAUGGUCGCAGAUCAACACCGGGGUUACCUUUUGGAGCUACUGUUGACAAAGCUUCGCUAUGCUGCUGGUGAAGGGAGCACUGACUCAUCUAGUGGUGAAAGGUCAGGAGGUAGUAGUGGAGAGGGUGGUUCAGCUCAUGGCUUGCAGAUAGUUGGUAUGAGUGCUACUAUGCCUAAUGUAGCGGCUGUUGCUGAUUGGCUUCAGGCUGCACUCUAUCAAACAGAAUUCCGUCCUGUACCAUUAGAAGAGUUUAUUAAAGUUGGGAAUACCAUUUUUGACAAGAAAAUGAAGGUUGUCCGGACAAUCCCAAAAACUUCUGAUCUUGCGGGUAGAGAUCCAGAUCAUAUUGUAGAAAUGUGUAAUGAGGUUGUUCAAGAAGGUCAUUCAGUUCUUUUAUUCUGUUCCAGUCGCAAAGGAUGUGAGUCGACUGCAAGGCAUGUGGCUAGAUUUCUAAAAAAAAUUUCUGUUGAUGCUCAUGAAGGCUGUGAGUUCAAUGAUGUAUCUUCUGCAAUUGAAGCCUUGAGGAGGUCUCCUGGUGGAUUGGACCCUAUCCUUGAGCAAACACUUCCUUCUGGUGUUGCAUAUCAUCAUGCUGGCCUCACUGUUGAGGAGAGAGAGAUUAUUGAAACAUGCUAUCGUAAAGGACUUGUACGCAUUUUGACAGCUACCUCUACAUUAGCAGCUGGAGUCAAUUUACCUGCUAGGCGGGUUAUAUUUCGACAGCCACGGAUUGGGCGUGAUUUCAUUGAUGGGACACGUUAUAGGCAAAUGGCUGGUCGAGCUGGUCGAACUGGAAUAGAUACAAGAGGGGAGAGUAUUCUUAUCUGUAAAGCUGAUGAGGUCAAGAAAGUCACAGCUAUAAUCAAUGAUGGUUGCCCCCCAUUGCAUUCUUGUUUAUCUGAAGAUAAGAAUGGGAUGACUCAUGCUAUAAUGGAAGUUGUUGCUGGUGGUAUUGUUCAAACUGCACAUGACAUCAAUCGCUAUGUUAGAUGCACACUUCUUAAUUCUACAAAGCCAUUUCAAGAUGUUGUUAAAUCUGCUCAAGAUUCUCUUCGAUGGUUAUGUAACAAGAAAUUUCUUCAGUGGACUGAAGACACUAAGUUGUACAACACAACUCCACUUGGACGUGCAGCUUUUGGCAGUUCUCUCACCCCUGAAGAAUCACUUAUUGUACUGGAUGACCUUUUGAAGGCAAGAGAGGCUUUUGUUCUCGCAUCUGAUCUGCACUUAGUGUACUUGGUUACACCCAUUAAUGUCGAUGUUGAACCUGACUGGGAAUUGUACUAUGAAAGAUUCAUGGAGUUGCCUUCGCUUGAGCAGUCUGUUGGCGAUCGAGUGGGUGUAACCGAACCUUUUUUGAUGCGCAUGGCACAUGGUGCCUCAUUUCCUGCUCAAAAUAGAACAAGAGGGAAAAAGAGUGCUUUUUCUGAGAAAUUGCGAACUCGAAAUGUCGUCUCUGACAAUAGCUUAUCUUCAGAUGAGAGAACUCUUCGAGUAUCUAGACGUUUUUAUGUUGCACUGAUGUUAUCAAGGCUUGUACAGGAGGUUCCAGUUUCUGAUGUUUGUGAAGCCUUCAAAGUUGCUAGGGGGAUGAUUCAAGCUUUACAAGAAAAUGCUGGCAGAUUUGCUGCUAUGAUAUCAGUAUUCUGUGAGAGGCUUGGCUGGCAAGAUUUACAAGGCCUUUUUGCUAAGUUCCAGAAUCGUGUUUCGUUUGGAGUUAGGGCAGAGAUUGCUGAGCUUACUGCAAUUCCAUAUAUUAAAGGUUCAAGAGCCCGGGCACUUUAUAAGGCUGGUUUGCGGACUCCUUUAGCUAUUGCUGAAGCAUCUGUUACUGAUAUUGUGAUUGCCCUUUCUGAUAGUUCUAGAUGGGCUUCUCAAGAUGAAUCCAACUUGCAACGCAGGCAGCUUGGCAUAGCUAAAAAGAUAAAGAACGGUGCACGUAAAAUCAUUCUUGACCAAGCAGAAGAAGCAAGAAUUGCUGCAUUUUCUGCUUUCAAAUCACUUGGAGUUCAUGUUCCCCAGCUGUCACGGCCUUUACUUUCUACUGUAGCUGAGGAGUUCGUUGAAGGUUCAAAAUUGGCCUGUUCUAAGGAUGAACCUAUCAAGGAUGUUCAACUCACUGAAAUGCGACUUGCAGAUCAUCAUAGAGAACCAUCAAUUGAGACAAAUAAUUCUAGUUUGAAGGCUGCUGGUGUAGAUGAUAAUGGUAAUGCAUCUAGAAUCUUGAUCAAGAAUGAAACAGUUGGCCAUCCUAAUCCUAUGGUUGACGUGCCUGUCAUGUCUGACCAAGGAAUUAUGGUUGGACUAAAGGAGGAUAACCAUGGUACCACGCCUGAUGGUCCUAUUCCAGCAAGUAAUUUUCCUGGUGGAUUUGAUUUCUUUCUGGAUCAGUGGGCUUCAGUUAAUGAAUUUUAUUUUGAUCUUCACUUCUUAAAACGACAAAAUCCAAACUCUUCUAUUCUUUUUGAAGUCCUUGGCUUGGCCAUUUCUUGGGAAAAUUCACCAGUUUAUUAUUGCAAUUUCUCUAAAGAUCUUGUGACCUACAGUAAUGUGAAUGAAUUUGACAUGUGGGAUCUUGCUAGAAAUAGAUGGAGCAAGAUUGCAAAAAUCAUGAGGCAAGAUGGUGUUGGGAAGAUAACUUGGAAUUUGAAGAUUCAGAUUCAGGCUCUAAAAUCUCCAUGUGUUUCCAUUCAAAGAUGUGGGAAGCUCAACUUUGGCAAUGUCAAAUGGGAUGAGAGUGAGAUUAUUGAUAAUUCGUUUCUUUCAUUACCUAAUAUAUUUGUGCAUAAUGGAGUUGAUCUGUGUUUGGCAAAUUGGAUACUAUGGCCUGAUGAGGAAAGCAAAUCCACUCCAAACCUAGAGAAGGUUGUCAAGAAAAGGUUGCCUAGUCAUGUUUCAGCAGCUGCUAAUCGGGAUGGUAGAUGGAAAAAUCAAAUGCGUAAAGCAGCACAUAAUGGUUGUUGCCGUCGAGUUGCACAAAUACGUGCUCUCAGUUCCUUUUUGUUAAAGCUAAUUGCUUCAGAGGGACUUGCUGAAGUGCUCUCUAAGAUUGAGUAUCCAUUGGUUGAAGUCCUUGCCGACAUGGAGCUUUGGGGCAUAGGUGUUGACAUGGAAAUGUGUCUUCAUCAUAGGCAUAUUUUAAUAAGAAAGUUAAAGGAGCUUGAGAAAGAGGCUUAUAGAUUGGCUGGAAUUACUUUCUCCCUCUAUAAUGCUGCAGAUAUUGCAAAUGUCCUUUAUACACAUUUAAAGUUGCCAAUUCCCCAGGAGUCUGCGAAGGGUAAACUACAUCCUAGCACUGCUAAGCAUUCCUUGGAUCAAUUAAGAGAUCAGCACCCUAUUAUUUCUGUAAUUAAGGAGCAUCGAACUCUGUCAAAGCUCUUGAACAGCACACUUGGAUCAGUUUGUUCAAGGGCUCAACUGUGCAUGAAGUCACAAAAGUACAAAAUACAUGGGCAUUGGCUCCAGGCAUCAACAGCAACAGGGCGCCUUGCCAUGGAGGAGCCAAAUCUUCAGUGUGUUGAACAUACGGUAGCUUUUACAACCCAUCAAACUGAUCAAUUCAGCUCAAGCUCAAUAGUAUGCAAUCAUCAGAUCAAUGCUCGUGACAUAUUUGUUCCUUCUGAAGAUGACUGGUUGCUGCUGACAGCUGAUUACUCUCAGAUAGAACUACGUCUAAUGGCACAUUUCUCAAAAGAUUUGCCUUUGAUUGAACUUUUAAGCAAACCUGAUGGUGAUGUUUUUAUAAUGAUGGCUUCAAGAUGGACUUCUAAGCCAGAAUCCUCAAUUAACUCUGAUGAGAGAGAUUGCACUAAAAGGUUGGUCUAUGGCAUCCUGUAUGGUAUGGGUCCUAAUGCGCUUGGAGAACAACUUCAAUGCAGCCCUGAAGAAGCUGCAGAAAAAAUUCAAAGCUUCAGAUAUUCAUUUCCUGGUAUCUCUACUUGGCUUGAUGAAGCAGUUUCAUCUUGCCGACAAAAAGGAUAUAUCAAAACCUUGAUGGGAAGAAAGCGUUUUCUAUCGAAAAUCAAAUUUGGAAACCACAAAGAGAAAGCUAAAGCUCAAAGACAAGCGGUUAACUCAAUUUGUCAGGGAUCUGCUGCUGAUAUAGUUAAGGUGGCAAUGCUAAAUGUUCACUCUGCAAUUGUUGAUGGAAGAUCAAAUUUCAAUGGGAUCAAUGCAGAGUAUCCAAAUCUCAAAGGACACUGCCGCAUAAUUUUGCAGGUACAUGAUGAAUUGGUACUAGAAGUUGAGCGAGGUUUAAUCAAAGCCGCAGGGAAUUUUCUGCAGUCGUGUAUGGAAAAUGCUGCAUCACUUCUUGUUCCUCUGCGGGUCAAACUAAAAUUCGGCAAAACAUGGGGUUCUCUAAAGCCUCUCCAGCUAGAACCAUAAAACUUGCACAUGCAGGAUGCAUUGGGGGUUCAAAUUUCACGUGUGCCAAUAAUAUUCUCAUCAAUUAUUCAGAUUUUGGCAAUCAAAUGAACUAUACAUGCACCUAUAAGAAAAUUAUGAUGUAUGACAGUGAAGGAAGACUACCAAAAUUAACUUGUGGCCUUCCGUUGGGGAUUGAAGAAAAUCUUAAUGGACUCAUAGCAGGAUCUACAUUCUUUGCAUUGUUCUUUUUCUACUUCCAUAAUUGUAGGAAAUUCUGUUUCGGUACACACUGAUCAUUUUUCAACAAUAAAAUGACGUCUGUUUAUCUGACAUCUAUUUGUAGACGAAUUUCUUGAAUAAUAUUAGAAUAUUUGUUUUUCAAAGCAAU